CUAACGUAGUGUGAAUGAAAACUCUGACCAGCAGAGCAGUAGAUCACAUGGCAAACAAAGCCUGUUCUCUGAGGAGCGGGCAGCGUGAGCGCCACACUCUUCCCUUCCGCGAGGCGGGGCCACUGUGGCCCCCGCGUCCACCUGCCCCCUUAGAACUGAGAUGGCUACAUGAACAGCCCCUGAUGGCCUGGGUCCCCGUCCCGUUCCCUGGCCUGGGCUGCCCUUUCCCGAGGCUGACCAACCACAAGAGGUUCCCGGUGGGAGGAGCUGUGCAGUGAGUGAGGGAGACCACGGGGCCCCAGGAGCACAGACGGAACCGCUGAACUAGUUGAAAGUCUAGUCGAGGUGCUUUACGCAUCAGCUGCCUUAGACGGCUUCUAGAAAGGAGCGAGCGCUAAUUCUGAAGUACUUAAGUGACAUUUAGAAUAAUUUAUAGUCCAACUGAAAUUAUCACUUUUAGCCAAUGCAUUGGUGCAUAGAAUUUUCUAGGGCUACUUCUGGAAGCCAAAAUAGAAUAGCAUUUUCACGUGCAUUAAAUACUUUGCCAGCACUGCCUUUUGCCAGCAUCCUAAACCUGGAGUGUUACAGAGCAGGAAAUUGUCUCUGUGGUUUUAAUCAGAGCUAUGCGUUUCCUACAGCUUUUUCACUUAGCACAAAACAAAGAAACAUGUCCUUGUGACCGAACUGCUUGCUUACUGUUCCCUGCAAAUAAUUGUAUGAUUCCACCCAGUGUGCAGUUUGUGAAAGUGAACUGCCAUUACUUUGUCUGAAAAGGAGUUCAAGAAUACGAACAAGCAGUGUUUUCCUGUACAUGUCACCUUCUCUACAUUCUCAUGAAUCAAAACGACCAUACUGGGUUGAUUCCUGGGUAAAACACAUUUCAAACUAACCUGAUAGUUUCACAGAAACACCAGAAAAUGGUGAGCACCCCAGGCGACUGGGCGCGCAAUGGAGCAGGACGUAGACUGUCAGGACAGAGCCAAAGAAGCCACUGGGAGCCGCACAUGCUGGGUUCAGUUACCGCCCCUCUGAAUACGGGUGUGGAGACAGCUGCCACCAUGGCCAGACCCCAGCUUCAGUGCACAUUAAGGCCUUGGAAAGGAGCAAGUGAUAAUGGAAAAUUAACGCUAGUCCUUUGACUUGACUUGUUUGUAUUUGCCCUUAAAUUAUGCAUCCGAUGUCUGUGAGCUCAGCCCACCAAUUCUUUUCUAAAUCCCGCCCGGGGAGUGUGCAGGCCAAUGCCUGCAGUGACCAGAGGGGCAGGGCCUCACUGACCCAAACAGCUAGUACAGAAGAAUAUAGAGCGUUAAGUUCCUUUGAGACAAAACUCAUUCUGUCAGGAAUAAGCCAUAGUGCAGAGUGUUGAGGCAGAGGUGGAGACAGGUGCAGGAGGACUCUGGCGCAUCCUGAGGCCGGGCAUGGAGGAGGUGGGUGGCCAGGGGCCUCCAGGGGGCCUUCCGACUGGGAAGGUCAUCAGCUGCACAGUCGGGUAGAACCAGGUCUCCAGGCUGCCUCCACCUGUACCUACCCCAACCUUUCUCAUCCCCGUGCUUGAAAGGGGCCCUGGAGAGCCCCGGGGCCACAACUAGCUUUUCAGACUUGGAAAUACUGUGCCACAGGCCCCAGACCUGCCCAUCCGCAUUCAGGACAGGGGCAGUGAUGCCGAGCGCACCUCAGCCUCACCAGAGUGCGUGGGGAACUGCUCCUUUCUCUGUUCUCUCUGCUACAGAUAAAACACGGCUUCAGGAGAACAAGCAGCCAGAGACUCUUAGCAUUCAUUCCCAGUGCCCUGUCACUGGCCACUGUGUGGGGUUCAGUGGAACUGGCCUCCGUUCCUCAGUGGUGGCCCUGGGUCCCUGGUGAGGAUGCCCAGUGGGGUCACACUGGGGUCACAGGACACGGCACAGGUGGAAGGCUUGACCUGAGCAGAAACCCAGAUGGAGAUAGUUGGGGAAGUCCUAUCAUUCUUCUGCUGCUUCCCCAUAGGUUUAUCUGGUUCUAAAGUCCAGACAGAAUUUCACGAGAAAUCAAACAGAAAAGGAUGCUAGGAAAUUGUGGUUAGAACAGCCAAGCUUCGUUAUAGAGUAGUACUUGGGACUGUUUGUACACAUGUGCACACACACAUGGACACUCCUCCCAGGGGAUGCGGUCACACUCCGCUCUGGGAGGAGUUCAGGAGGCCUUGUUCCUGUGGGGCCCAGUGUAGUUGGCAACCUCUGCCGCCCACAGUGCCACCCAGCCAGUGGACUCGUGAUCUGUUCCGUAUUCACGCAGGGGCACCCAGCGUGCUGUAUCUGGCCCUGCUGUGGGAGGGUCCACAGCACCCAGGCACCUGCCACUCCUCCUUCCCUCACCACUGUGCACAUCACCUGUGAUGACGGGAUGAUGGAAGCAGCUCCAGCAGGCUUUGACUUAAACUGUGCCUUAUGAUCAUGGAGGACCUCGGGAAGGGGCAGGAAGGGAGGUGCUAAGAUGGUGAUCCUUGCCUCCCAGCCAUGCCCACCACCCUGCAAAAAACAUGACAAAUGUUGACCCACGUCUCAGAGGAGGGGUGGGGAGAAAACUAUGCAGUGGCUGCCAUCUCAGCAGGAGAAAGAGGAUAACCCUCCCUGCUGGCAGAAUUGGCAGUGGCCGCCGUUCUCUGCCCCACUUGAAGAAUGAUGCCUGGGUGAACCCCAAACAGGAGCCACUGCAGGUAACUCAGAGACAGUCCACAAGGGAGUGGCUCGCUUUAGCCAUGCAGACGUCACAAACUCGGCUGUUACAGAGAUAGCAGAAUUCGGGUGUAACUUGGGCCCUGAGAUGGUCAGAGAGCAGAGUCAGGAUGGAUGUCCGUGGGGCAGGGUCAGCAAACAAAGCGAACCGCCUCAGCAGUUUCUACCAGAACCACAUACAGAGGGAGAAGCCUAGUUAGCUUCAUGGGCAAGUUGCUUCAAGCGCCAGCCCCCUCCCUGUGGGCACAUCUGUGAGGUAGCCUUCAAGGCUGUGCUCUCAUGGGGUCCCUGAGGGGUGAAGGCUGGACAGUGAGUGAAGAUUGAAUCCUUCAGUAAGUGAGUGAGUGAGAGCAGAAGACGUUCAGAUUGAUUUGUGCUGUGGAGAAGACAACAGGGUUGUGGCCGGGAGGACAGGCUGCUGUGGCUGGCAGUAUCCGGGGGAAGGGGGGGAGCCAAAAAGGUGACGUUUGUUCUGCAUCGGACCACUGAAAGAUGUCUCUUCCAGGCCACUCUACCCCACAAUUGUGCACUUGGAAUCUCUGCUAAAUUCCAAAGGCCGCACUGUUCCCAGCUUGCAGUAUAUGUUUUGGAGUCUGUUAGGGAAUUUUUAAAAGAAAACCAAACUUAGCUACCAGCAGUAGCCAUAAAACUAAGAACAUUCUAACCCAUGAAGUUCUCAUUAUGAGCUGUUACCUUCCAGUUGAACCUACACAAGAGAAAAGUGAUUAUAAAUGGAGGACUUUUCUAGGUGUUUUCUUCUAGUUUUACAACCUGUUAGAUACUUUAUAUUAGAUAUAUAAAAGAAUCUUUUAUCUUGUGUAUGACUGGCUUUAGUGGAGCUAAAGACUACCUGAGGGCCAUUUUCCCAAAUAGGUUCCCCAUUUCCAGGCACCCGAAGCAGUAGCCCCCCAGCACUGACCGUGUGUGCCAGGGCCCCGCUCCUUGGCGCCGGAGCGGCCCUCAGAUGCGCCUCCCCACCCUCUGACCCACAGUCCAUGCAGCACUCAGGCCAUUUGCUUAACUUCAGUUGAGCCAAACACUACCACCUAAAAGGAAAAAGUGACGUUACGAUUUUAACCUUUUUCUUAAAAAUUUCAGGCUAAAUGCCUGUAUAAAUUACAGCAUUUCUCAGGAACCAGCCAAGAUCUCUCAGAAAAGACAACCUUUAGGAUCCCGUUGUCCCAUGUACUUCUACACUCCCGUUAAGCCCUGGGAAUCCCUGACAAGUACAGAAGCUUCAGUGGCAGCAGGUAUCCACCGACUGUGCUGUUGAGACAGGAGAAAGCUUGUUCACUUAAGAAAUAUUUCUGUGCAGCUGCUCUUUCAGACAAAAUCUUGCACCAUUCUUUUGAGGCCUUGGCUUUACACAAAGGCCCAUGAGUUCCAUGCUGUCUUGACCCCUUGCUUUUCCAGCAGACUUAACUUCGGUCCUUCCUGCUUGUAGCCACCUUAGAAGCCAGUGUAGCAGAAACGAAGGGGCAAGAUCGCCCCUUCUCCACCAAGGGCCUCAGAGUGGGGGAGAAUGUCUCCUCCACCCACCCACUCAGGCAUGUGAAACAAGCCCAAAGCUGACUGGCCCAACACCCCCCAGCCUGUGUGGCCUCCAGGGCCCGCACUGCACCCAGAAUCUCCCUCCUGGGCUACGUUGCCUCCUACACACUCAGCCCUCACCACAGUCCUCACGGAAGGCCUUUGGGUUAGCAUCAGCCCUCUGUCACACCAAGUGCUAAACAGCUAAGGAGCAGGAGUGGGACUUUGCUCAUGAGGGCUCAGGGUGAGGCUGUGGCGUCAUCUCUGGGCCUUUCUCGGCUUGGAAGACCCAGAUUGAGACAGCCAAAACUCAGAAGAAACCCAUUCCUCCCUGGACAGAGGCCCUCACGCAAAUUGGAGGUCACCUGGCCUUUCUGUUCCAUGUUAGCUUGUUUCUCUCCAUGUCUAUCCCAGUAUAACAAGGAAAUGUCACCAGAUCAUGUUUGAGUUUUGAAACCCAUUGAUUUGUCGCUUCAAACUUACUGUUUUGUCACUUGUCUUGUGUCACCUUCAACAUGCUGGGCACUGUCUAAUUAAACAAAUGGCCUGGUGGUUCUGCUUGUUCACAACUGGGUCACAGAUUUCUGUUAUGCUACGAGUCUGUGGGAACCCAGAUUCUUUUCUGCUAGCAGAUUUCUCUGAGUACAUUGCAGUUCUGUUCUUCCCAGUAGAGUCAUGGUGGCUUCAACCGUUCAGUGUCCCCAAAAGGGGAACCACCAGCCGAGCCGCAGCUCAGAGGGGACCAUGGUUCACGACUGUGGUUCCUCGAGGUGGCUGUCUGCCCAUCCCCUCCCUGACUGUUAGCCAAAAUAGAAAGGCCACGAGCCCAAAUCUCCAGCCAGUUCACCUUUUCAUUUGGCAGUGUUGUACUCUGAUCAUGUGCUGUUAGGUUUUAUGUCCAGAAAAUAUAGUUCUGCUUCUCUUUGCAUGAAGGAGUCAUCAUGGUGCCAUAGGCUUUAAGCAUUUAAACAAGAGAAAUAAGGGGAAAAUGCAAACACCACAUCUGACCUGCCUAAUGUAGACUUUAUUAGAUUGAAGUACCUAACCUAAUAUGAUGUAUUAUUUUGUAGCAUCUCAGACUUUGUAAAUAAAUACCAUUAUUUUUAUAUGGAAAUUUUAUAGAAGAGCUAUUUCUGUAUACUUAAUUAUUCCUGGGUUUUCUGAAAUUGCUUCCAAUAGGUAAUGGACAAGUCCUAAUCUGUGCUUCUGUAAGGAUGGUUCAAGGACCACCCACACAUGGGGGUGAACUGAUGGGAAGGGUUUUAAAAUUUUGCCUUCCUAAGGCCCACCCCAGAUGCUCACUGAAAAGCUCUGGGGGAGGGGAGGGGAGGGGCAGAGCCUGGGAAGCUGUAAUUUUAAUAAACUCUUGAGUGGUUUUGGUAUCCAUUAAAGUGUAUCUUUGUCCAUCCUAAAAGAGUCAAAGAAGGAAAGAAUAAGCUUUUGAAAUGAGUUUAAGUUGUGCUUGAGGAAAAAAAUGUAUCAGACUGUUCUAUGAUUUGAAUGAGAUGUACUAUAGAGAAAAUAAAUAAUUUAAAAUAAUGGCAGUCUCAUGGUUUUGGGGAAGGGGUGGUUGGUGGGUCUUGUGGUGCAUGCCCAGCCCUCGCUGAGUCCCUCCCCCAGACUUGCCUUCAUACGGGAGCUGCCUCACCCAGGGUUACACCGCACGCAGCCAGUGAGGGAGUACAGAAGUCCAGCCGCCUUGGCCCAGCUGGGGUAUCCGAAGGGCCACCCGCACUUCAGAAUGCCUCGUGGAAUUGGUUGGUUCCUCCGGCAACUGCGUCAUGGCUCAGCUCCCCUCUGCCCCACCCUGCCCACCUCACUACUCAACAGGUCUGUGUCCCCAGAGCAUUCCAAUGCACGUCCACCACCUGUCCCACCUAGGAUGGAUGUGUCAGACAUAGGUUUUCUGUGUUGGAGACCUACGAUGUUACAUCUUUAUACAUGUGUGCAUGCUCGGUCGCUUCAUUCUUCUCCAACUCUGCGACCCCAUGGACUGUAGCCCAGGCUACUUCGUCCAUGGGAUUCUCCAGGCAAAAAUACUGGAGCCUUCCUCUAGGGAAAUCUUGCCAACCCAGGAAUUGAACUUGCGUCUCUCACGUCUCAUCCAUUGACGGGCAGGUUCUUUACCACUAGCGCCACCAGGGAAGCCCUUCCAUUUUUAUAAGGUCACUUUAAAAGAUAACUGGGACUUCCCUGGUGGUCUAGUGGUUAAGACUUUACACUUCCAAAGCAGGGGGCACUGAUUCCAUUCCUGGUAAGGGACUAAGAUUACAUGUACCACGUGGCCAAAAAAAAAGAUAACUGCAUAAAUAAUGUCUUUACAGUCCCAGAAAUGACUGACCUGAAUAUAAUUUUUUAGCCAAAAUGCUUCCUGAUCUUCCCUUUAACCAAACCACUGCAUCAGAGACAAGAUCUACAGUGAUGAGAACAGAGUGCUGCCAGGCCCCAGGAAUCACCAUGGCUCCCAGCACCUCCUGCUCAAGCAAACUCUGCCUGUCUUGGGAGAGGCAGGGGCCCUUGAUAACGCUGUGUUAAUGUGUACAAUCAGGUGGGUGUGUGGUGGGCAUGUGGACAGUCAGAAUGAAGGGUUUGGAGCAAUUUGGGGAUCACAGGUUGGGGCCACAUUUCAGGGCCACUAGGAAAUGGUUAAGGAAGCACUCACUCGAUGUUACUGUCCAGCAUGACUUCCCUGGCUGUCCAAUGGUUAGGACUCCGCGCUUCCACUGCAGUGGGCAUGCUUUCAAUCCCUGGUCAAAGAACUAAAACCCCACAAGCCACACAGCAUGACCAAAAAGAAUGUUAAUGUCCAGGAGGAAAGGCAUCUUCCCUGCAGACGCUCCUUGAGUUCAGCGGAUCAAGUCAGUGAUAGUGUGGACUGUCCACUGUUGGAAGCGGGGAACCAGUGCCCACCCCUCAUCUCAGGGACUUCCUGGGCUGGUGAGCCCAAACUGGUAGCAGGUCCUCUCCGCUCAGUUCCUAGGGCCAUUUGGCAGGCAUGCCCAAGGACCCACAUGAGUUACGCCGCGUCACUGACUUGAUUGCGAAGUGCUCUUGCUCCUGUGGUCAUGGUGGGGAUGGUGGAGGACUGCUGGGAGUGUCGCUGGCAGCCAUCUACACGGCCGAUGGCCCCGGUGCUGACCAGGGAGGGUGUCUGCAGAGCCCAAGGCAUUGCUGACUUCCAUACACAGCUCCUUGCUCUGGGCUCCGCGGAGGUUUCAGGAACAAGGCAUCAGAAGACAGCCUCAGAGCCAAGGGUCUUCUCUGGCAGCAGAACUCAUCUGACAGUCAACCUGCCUUUUUUGGUUCCUAUUUCCAGAAGCUAUUUUUUUCCCCCAUUCCAUCUGAUGAACUGCGCCUGCAGUUCACACUCCUUCCAUUUCUGUAUGUGAUUUCUUUGAGCACUGGCUCCUCUUCAGUUCAGUCGCUCAGUUGUGACACCAUGGGCUGCAGCAUGCCGGACUUCCCUGUUUGUCCAUCACCAACUUCUGGAGCUCCACUUACACUGCCUGAAGGCACCUCCAACCUCCCCCACUUUCUCGCCUGGGAAGAGGGCUCAGUGUGUUCUUACUGUGGACAAUUGCCAAAUGCCUGGGAGCUCCUUGCCAGCUCUGCCUUCUUCCUGAGAGGCCUUUCCAGUUUCUUGCCGAAACCUGCUUUCAGGAAAUCUCAGAGUAAAGUGCUCUGUGGUGAAGGCAGGCCUGUGUCAGGGUGGGCGAAGCCAAGCCCAUUGAAUGCAAAGAACAACUUGUCAUAACCACUCACUUUCAUGCAAAUUACUUUCGCCACUGGGGCACAGCAGCCAUCACCAACCCCUUUCUUCUCAUUUGCACGUCUCCUGCGUCGCUCAAGGGCCUCGAGUACUGUGAUGUCUACUGUACUGUAGUCAGGAGAUUUGUUUUCUUGCCCUAGCACUUGGCCAUGGCCCCCAAAAGCCAGAAUUCAAUGAGAAGUCCUGAGAAGUGUGCCAACUCUUUGAGACCCCGUGGACUGCAGCCUGCCAGUCUCCUCUGUCCAAGGGAUUUUCCAGGCAAGAAUACUGGAGUGGGUUGCCAAAUCCUUCUCCAGGGGAUCUUUCUAACCCAGGGACCAAACCCAAGUCUCCUGCAUGGCAGGCGGAUUCUUUACCAUCUGAACCACCAGGUAAGCCCCAGUCAUGAGAAGAGGAUGUACUAAAGCUGAAAAUGAUGGUCCUAAAGGGCAUGAUCUCCACAGGAAUUCUUUCCAGACUCUGCUAAUAAAUAAACAGAUUUGUGUUUGAACCUCCAAUGAACAAAGACAUGUACUGGAUCUUUAAUCUGAAUACAAGGUUUUUUACUUUAAAGAGAGCUGUACCUCUUUCCCUGCCACCACGGAGUGGGGAGGCGGAGGCGGAGGCUCAGGUGCAUUCAAGCUUCGGCUUCACCCGUAACCCACUGCCAUGGCCGAGGAAGGCAUUGCUGCUGGAGGUGGAGUGGAUGUUAAUACUGCCCUGCAAGAGGUGCUGAAGACUGCCCUCAUCCACGAUGGCCUAGCACGUGGAAUUCAUGAAGCUGCCGAAGGCUUAGACAAGCGUCAAGCCCAUCUCUGUGCCCUUGCAUCCAACUGUGAUGAGCCUGUGUAUGUCAAGUUGGUGGAGGCCCUUGGUGCUGAGCACCAAGUCAACCUGAUUAAGGUCGAUGACAACAAGAAACUAGGGGAAUGGGUAGGCCUCUAUAAAAUGGACAGAGAGGGAAAACCCUGUAAAGCGGUUGGUUGCAGUUGUGUGGAGGUUAAGGACUAUGGCAAAGAGUCUCAGGCCAAGGAUGGCAUCGAGGAGUACUUCAAAUGCAAGAAAUGAUGAAAUAAAAAACUGAGUUCUUG
Bubalus bubalis (water buffalo) is the source of this 9083-nucleotide messenger RNA. Its product is annotated as 40S ribosomal protein S12. Gene Ontology annotation, biological process: translation. The transcript has a single exon. Gene Ontology annotation, molecular function: structural constituent of ribosome. Bases 8662 to 9060 code for a protein of 132 amino acids. Gene Ontology annotation, cellular component: ribosome; cytosolic small ribosomal subunit. The record is from RefSeq and is a predicted model, not a curated record. Lineage: Eukaryota; Metazoa; Chordata; Mammalia; Artiodactyla; Bovidae.